AUGGAGACCUUAAUAGUCAUUUUCUUUCUUGUGCAAACCCUCAUCCAGUACCCACAGCUCGUGGGUGAUGAGCUGGAUGAGGCCACCCAUCUACGCAUGGAGCUGCGCGCCAAGUUCCUGAACAGGGAGAUGACUCGGCUGCUGCAGGAGCUGGAGCAGAGCAGCCUGGAGCGCACUCUCAGGGCCUGGGGAGCCCUGCUCUGGGCUGUCUUGCAGCAGGGGCACUUCUGGGCUCUUGUUGGAGUCCUGGGCCUUCUUUUGGCACUGUGGUUUAUCCGCCAGAAAAGGAGCUGUGAGCUUCACAGCAGUGCACCUGGGGAGAAUGCCAGCAGCAACUUGGAAGUGGAGGAAGAUGAAGAAAAAGACAAUGUUGUGGCAAAGAAAGAAGCAAAAAGUGAUGAUGUAGAGGAAGACAGCAAGGAUGGAAAUGCAGAAGAUGGUAGCCGUGGUGACACAAAUAAAGAAAAGGAAUUUGGAAAUGAAGGAAAAGGUGAGACUGAGGAUGAAAAUGAAGACAAAGCUAUUGGUAAUGCGAAUGUGGAAGAAGACUAUGCUGCCGGAAGAGAAGAAAGAAAAUACAGUGCAAAUGGAGAUGAAGAGCAAGAUAUUGCAAGUAUGCUUUGCAGGAUUAUAGAGGAGUGCAUACGCUGGCCUGUUCUGGACAGAGGUUGCACGAUAACUGACCUGAUAGAUGGCAUCACACGUGCCUUUGGAAACCGCUUCGCAAAUCAUUCCUACCCAGUGCCGCAACGAGCCAUCGGGGUGGGCAGUGCCUUUGAAGGGUGGAGUCCCUGCAAGGAGGAUUUAGUGUACCGUGUCCUUGUACCCCUAAAUCCUCCCACAGGGCAUACCUUCCACCUGGAGGUGGACACUGCAGCAAAGAUGCCAGGAAAGUACUUCUGCAUCCGUGUGGAGCAGGUCUGCAGCUGCAGAAGGCAGAAGCAGGGGAAGAAAGUGCCGUGCCUUCUCCACAACCCUGAGGAAAAGCGGAGGAGGAAUGAGGAGUUCAGCCUUCUAUACAACCUCUGCACUGGUUCCUAUCUAGAUGUGGAGAAAACUACCCAAUGGUUCUACCUUUUGAUGAAAGCAAAUUGGUUGCUUUUGUCUCAGUCCUACCACUGGCGCUUAAAGUUGAUUCCUUCCAGCCGCUCCUGUAAAUUCAGGCUGACCAAAGGCGCAGAAAGCUUACGGGUUGAGGUGCUGUUUGGGGUGCAGCAAGGAGACUCAGAUAUCUAUGUGAGCAGCCAGCCUACAGAGGUCCUCUUCACCCCAAGCACAGUGUGGAUGGAGACCUACGCCGUGGCAGAGAUGAAGUUCUUCAGGUACAUUUCCCAGAAGGUUCCACGGGACAGCUGCCACCUCAAAUGCCUGCAGCUCUUGGCCCGUGCUCUGGAGGGCAGAGCCUUUUCCACUUAUAUCCUGAAGACAGUGAUGAUGCACCUCCUGAACACCAUACCCAUGUCACAGUGGUGCAGGAGGGAUUUCCUGCAGCGGCUGGUGGAUAGCUUGGAUUACCUGUGCUGCUCCCUGCAGAAGAAACAACUGGACAGCUUUGUCAUAGGCAACCAGAGAAUCCCAGGGGAGAUCAACCUGCCUCCAGACUUGCGAAAGGUUAAGCCAACCAACCUUUUCUGGCACCUGACACAGGAUCCAGAAGCCCACACAGAGGCCAUGCAAGAGUACCUUUGCCUCCAACAUCGGCUCAAACAACUCCUGCUCGCGUUUGUUGACAGCCAGCUCUGCUCCUGGGGCUCACGUGUGAUGAAUGAAGAGUACUCAUUAGCACUAGUUAAUAUCUAA
This is a messenger RNA of Myiozetetes cayanensis, 1800 nucleotides long. Its product is annotated as inositol 1,4,5-trisphosphate receptor-interacting protein-like 1. The record is from RefSeq and is a predicted model, not a curated record. Lineage: Eukaryota; Metazoa; Chordata; Aves; Passeriformes; Tyrannidae. Bases 1 to 1800 code for a protein of 599 amino acids. Gene Ontology annotation, cellular component: membrane. The transcript has a single exon.